UAUCUCUUUUUUCGCCAUUCGCCAAGACACUAUCAUUGUUCGAUCAUAUCUGAACCGGGAUGCGAAGCGUCUAUAAAUUUACAGCCGGGGUGCAACAUCACAGUCAUCCCUUUGCUCGGAGAUACAGAACUUCCUGCAAUCUUGGAAAAGAAAAGAUGACGCAGCCUUACUAUCGGGACAACAUUGGCGCCUCGUAUGACGGCGCGGGCGGCAGCUGCAACACUGGUGCGGCCUUUGCGUCCGGCUUCAGGGGCGGGUUCAACACCGGCGCCGAAUAUCGGAACGGUGCAGGAGGCUGCUCCAACACGGGCGCGGCCUAUGAUGGCUCUGAUGUCUGGGGCAGCAACAACCUUGGAGCCCACUACGCUGACGGCUCAGGUGGCGGCCACGGCAACAUCGGCGCCACCUACAAAGGUGGCGCAACUGGCGGCGGCAAUGUCGGUGCCUGCUUCGGGGGCAAUCCUAGCCGUCUUGGUGCUGGCCGCGGCGGUUAACGGAACCCCCGUCAGGGGGUUUGAGGCAGUCUGGGACGGCGUUGUCGGAUCCAACUAUCUCGACCGACGGGCCUCCCGCUGCUAUCAGAUAAACCUUGAGCCACCGUGUAUUAUGGUUCCAUAUAUAGUUAUGUAUCCAUGCUUGCUAUUGGCGAAUAAAUAAGGCUCUUCCUAAAGUUCGUUUCCGCAGUUCA
Molecule: messenger RNA, 688 nt
Organism: Phoenix dactylifera (date palm)
Lineage: Eukaryota; Viridiplantae; Streptophyta; Magnoliopsida; Arecales; Arecaceae
Source: RefSeq, a predicted model, not a curated record